Molecule: messenger RNA, 2655 nt
Organism: Xyrauchen texanus (razorback sucker)
Lineage: Eukaryota; Metazoa; Chordata; Actinopteri; Cypriniformes; Catostomidae
Product: arrestin domain-containing protein 2-like
Exons: 8
Coding region: 173-1396 (407 amino acids)
Biological process (GO): protein transport
Cellular component (GO): cytoplasm; plasma membrane
Source: RefSeq, a predicted model, not a curated record
CACGAGUUAAAGGCCGAUCAGGAACUAGACACAGCUUCAGUUUUGUUUUGAACAUCAAGGAAGAGCUACCUCCUCGCACUUUAACGCACAGUGCCGUUCUUUGUUUGACUUUAUACGACUGAAGGCGAUAUAGCUUGAAGGGUUGAAGUUAGGAAACGUUUGCAAACCAAAGAUGAUUUUCGACAAGCUAAAAAAGUUCGAUAUCGUGUUUGAUUCUCCGGAGAUGGACUCUCCUCCGGUGUUCAGCAGUGGAGAUGUUGUGUCAGGAAAGGUCGUGCUGGAGCUCACUGGAGAGAGUAAAGUCGAGUCAGUGAAGCUGCAUGCAGAAGGUUUCGCCAAAGUGCACUGGACCGAGUCUCGCAGCGCUGGUUCCAGCACCGCUUACACGCAGAACUACAGCGAUGAAGUGGAGUAUCUGAACCGCAGAGAAGUGCUGCUGCAGGCAGAUAAUGGUGAACUGAUGGUCCUUUCUGCAGGGAGGCACGAAUACCCUUUCAGCUUCCAGCUGCCAGAGGAAACUUUGGUGACAUCCUUUGAAGGCAAGCACGGCAGCAUUCGGUACUGGGUGAAGGUUAAGCUGCAUCGCCCAUGGAACACAGUCAAGAAAAUCAAGAAAGAGUUCACGGUUAUUGAACCCAUUGACAUCAACACACCUAGUCUACUGGCACCUCAAGCUGGAACCAAAGAGAAGAUGGCUCGAAUCUGGUACCGCAACUGUGGGCAGGUGUCAAUCACUGCGAAGAUAGAACGCAAGGGCUACACACCAGGUGAAGUGAUUCCAGUCUUCGCUGAAUUCGAUAACUCCACAUCUCGGUCUGUGGUGCCGAAAGCUUACAUCACCCAAACACAGACCUUCAUUGCGAGGGGCACCACGAAGAAGAAGCAAGCUGUGGUGGCCACACUGUGUGGGGACAUAGUUGGUGCGCGCCGCAGAGAGACCUGGCAUGGCCGAGCCAUCAAAAUCCCCCCUGUUGGCCCCUCCAUUCUACAGUGUCGUAUCAUCAAAGUGGAGUACAUGCUCCGGGUGUGCGUAGAUGUUCCUGGGACUUCCAAGCUUUCCCUGGAGCUUCCUCUGGUAAUGGGCACCAUCCCCCUCCAUCCGUUCGGUAGUCGCACAUCCAGCGUCAGCAGCCAGUACAGCUUGAACAUGGAGUGGAUUCGCAUGGCCAUCCCUGAGCAGCCUGAACCUCCUCCAGAUUACAGCUCUGUUGUCACAGAUGAGGAAGCAGUCCAGAACUCCACAGCGAUCCAACACGAGGAGGACCUCAGUGGAGUUCUACAGCUCUCCCUGAUGGCCUAUGUACAGGAGUUCCGAUUACGUCCACCUCCGGUGUACAGCGAGGUGGACCCAAACCCUCAACCCUUCUCCAUGCGUCCUCGCUGUAUGACCUGUUGAACUCUCUGCUAGCUGAACAUCACGUGAUGUUUGAAAUAAAAUUUGAGAUGUAAUUCUCCCGGAUGCCUCUCUGAGACUGAGAUUGGUUCUUGUUCCUCGCUCGAGCUAUUCACAUCGGAUAAGCCAUAUACGACUCCUGCAGAGGGCCAGAGAGAGGAGGAGAUGUCUGGACCAGGCGAGGCAGAGCGCUUUUAACAAACAAAGAGGACAUUCAAUAUCGGCUGAACAAAGGCUUCGUCCACAUUUGUGUCCCAAAGAGCGAUCAGACUCCGGUCUGUCUGUGCCUGGAGCGAUUUUUAAGCCAAAUCUAUGUUGAAUCAGGGAAAAUGGGGAUGAUCACUAGAGAUUAUGGUUAAUGAUAGAAUAAGGACAAUUCCAGACGCCAUUAAGAUAUGCUAUACUUGGUGCCUUACUAAUCUAAGACUAAUGUUUUGCUGGGUUUCCUGUGAAUGAGGGGUGAGUCUUAACCAGCUGCAAUCUGCCACCAUUAGUGAAAAGUCGUCCUCUCCCACAACUCUGGAUCAUCAUGUAAAUCUAAUUUGGUGUUGAUUUUAGCCAAAGAGAUACAAAUCUGAUGUAGAGGUUCGGUGCUUUAAUGUUCGUGUGUGCACGGGCAAUUUUAUGCAAAAGGGAAAACCUAAAGCUUUAAGAAAGUGACGUGGGGAAAUUGUAAAUCGUGGAGGUAGGUCACUUUUGUCUUUGGAGUGGUAAAUAACAUUUAGGCUCCAAUUGUUGAUGUUCAUCUAGCUUGACAUGAGUCGAGCCAAUAGCCUGAAAGUUCUUAAUGUCUGAAUCUAAUGCAAGGCUGAAUGUGUCCAUGUUGCUAUGUAUAAUGUUUCUUUCUUGACUAUUUUUGUCAUUUUUGCAAGUGGAUUGAGGUAACAUAAUAAUUGCAAUAUAAUGCAAGGCUAGAGAAGCAACUGACAAGUUUGCUUUACAAACGGUUGGAAAAAAAUAGCUAGCCAUCCAAAGUGCAUUUUUUGUUGUUUAGAGGAAAGCAAAGAACGAGCACAGGGUUGCUUUCCUACUCUUAGAACUCCCUGAAGUGUCCUUACAGACAUUCCCAAAAUACCACAUAAUUUCUUUAUUUCCAAAUAAUGAAAAAGUGUACCUUCAGGUUCAAACACAAUGAUUGUUUAAGGCACUCAUUUUGAAUAAAUGUAUUUUAUAGACUUUUUCAUGUUGACAUUUGUGACAAGUAUAUUUUUGUUAAUCAAUUUUUAAAUAAAGAAAACCAAUAAAUAUAAAUAUGGUGCUUU